Molecule: messenger RNA, 9169 nt
Organism: Otolemur garnettii (small-eared galago)
Lineage: Eukaryota; Metazoa; Chordata; Mammalia; Primates; Galagidae
Gene: SOS1
Product: SOS Ras/Rac guanine nucleotide exchange factor 1
Exons: 23
Coding region: 897-4727 (1276 amino acids)
Biological process (GO): positive regulation of GTPase activity; Ras protein signal transduction
Cellular component (GO): plasma membrane
Molecular function (GO): guanyl-nucleotide exchange factor activity; protein heterodimerization activity
Source: RefSeq, a predicted model, not a curated record
CAUUGGGAUCCUUUGUAUAAUCAAUGAUCAUUUUAUAUUCUCGAAGUAUAAAGAUUUGUAGGACUGAUUUCCAUGUAUGGCAUGCAAUGUCUAAUAAAGUAUGACAGCAUACAUCAAGCUAAGUUAUAUAAAUAUAUGGAAACCACUAUAUAAAUAGAUAUGGUCCAUGAGCCCUCACUCCUUACACUCAUGGGUCUACUAGAACACUCCAGAGAUUCUUCCAGGUUUGAUAGUGAAGGGCUUAAGGAAAGAACUCAGACAACUCAGACAACAGGAGGCCCAAGUUCAAUAUUUACAUAUUACUAAUUAGCAACAGGAUUGUGGUUGUCUCUUUGUUUCCUCAUCUGCUAUAUAGAGGUGCUGAGUUGAAUGACCUCUAUUGUCUCUUUAAUUCUGAAACUUAAUGGUUUUAUACAUCUAUAGUUAUAGUUUAUGUGAUGCUAGAGCCUAAGACUGGAAUGUAACCCCCAUGUAUAGCUACAUUUUCCAGGACUGUGUUUUUUUCUAAAAAUACGUAUUUACCCAGAAAAUGUUAAGUACUGUCUAUGUGAGAUGUAGUUUUUCUUGUUCAACUUUUGUAAGGUCCUUUUCUUCAUCUUAAAUUUGAUGUGUUGGUAGAAUAGGUGGAAAUAUCCAGCAUGUAAUUUGAAGAAUGGGCCUAAAACUCAGGAGAGAAAUCAGGGCAAGGGAUAGAUCCAUAUAGGUGAUUGUUCAAUAUGAAGCAGAUGAGAUUACUCAGGAAAAAGUACAGAAGAAAGGGGAAGAGGAAGAACUCUGGAACUACUGGAACUCUAUAAGGACAUGGAAAAGAAGUUCAGGGACAAGUUCAUCCUACUCUUGAGUCUAAUGAUGAUGCUCUUCAAUAUGUCGAAGAAUUAAUUUUGCAAUUAUUAAAUAUGCUAUGCCAAGCUCAGCCCCGAAGUGCUUCAGAUGUAGAGGAACGUGUCCAAAAAAGUUUCCCUCAUCCAAUUGAUAAGUGGGCAAUAGCUGAUGCCCAAUCGGCUAUUGAAAAGAGGAAGCGAAGAAACCCUUUAUCUCUCCCAGUAGAAAAAAUUCAUCCUUUAUUAAAGGAGGUCCUAGGUUAUAAAAUUGAUCACCAGGUUUCUGUUUACAUAGUAGCAGUAUUAGAAUAUAUUUCUGCAGACAUUUUAAAGCUGGUGGGGAAUUAUGUGAGAAAUAUACGGCAUUAUGAAAUUACAAAACAAGAUAUUAAAGUGGCAAUGUGUGCUGACAAGGUAUUGAUGGAUAUGUUUCACCAAGAUGUAGAAGACAUAAAUAUAUUAUCUUUAACUGAUGAAGAGCCUUCCACCUCAGGAGAACAAACUUACUAUGAUUUGGUAAAAGCAUUUAUGGCAGAAAUUCGACAAUAUAUAAGGGAACUAAAUCUAAUUAUAAAAGUUUUUAGAGAACCCUUUGUCUCCAAUUCAAAAUUGUUUUCAACAAAUGAUGUAGAAAAUAUAUUUAGUCGUAUAGUAGAUAUACACGAACUUAGUGUAAAGUUACUGGGCCAUAUAGAAGAUACUGUAGAAAUGACUGAUGAAGGCAGUCCCCAUCCACUAGUAGGAAGCUGCUUUGAAGACUUAGCAGAGGAACUGGCAUUUGAUCCAUAUGAAUCAUAUGCUCGAGAUAUUUUACGACCUGGUUUUCAUGAUCAUUUCCUCAGUCAGUUAUCAAAGCCUGGAGCAGCACUUUAUUUGCAGUCAAUAGGUGAAGGUUUCAAAGAAGCUGUUCAAUAUGUUUUGCCCAGGCUACUUCUGGCCCCUGUUUACCACUGUCUACAUUACUUUGAACUUCUGAAACAGUUAGAAGAAAAAAGUGAAGACCAAGAAGACAAGGAAUGUUUAAAACAAGCAAUAACAGCUUUGCUUAAUGUUCAGAGUGGUAUGGAAAAAAUAUGUUCUAAGAGUCUUGCAAAACGAAGACUAAGUGAAUCUGCAUGUCGGUUUUAUAGUCAGCAAAUGAAGGGGAAACAACUGGCAAUUAAGAAAAUGAACGAGAUCCAGAAGAAUAUUGAUGGUUGGGAGGGAAAAGACAUUGGACAGUGUUGCAAUGAGUUUAUAAUGGAAGGAACUCUUACACGGGUAGGAGCCAAACAUGAGAGACACAUAUUUCUCUUUGAUGGCUUAAUGAUUUGCUGUAAAUCAAAUCACGGGCAGCCAAGACUUCCUGGUGCUAGCAAUGCAGAAUAUCGUCUUAAAGAAAAGUUUUUUAUGCGAAAGGUACAAAUUAAUGAUAAAGAUGACACCAAUGAAUACAAGCAUGCUUUUGAAAUAAUUUUAAAAGAUGAAAAUAGUGUAAUAUUUUCUGCCAAGUCAGCUGAAGAGAAAAACAAUUGGAUGGCAGCAUUGAUAUCUUUACAGUACCGAAGCACACUGGAAAGGAUGCUUGAUGUGACGAUGCUGCAGGAAGAGAAGGAGGAGCAGAUGAGGCUGCCUAGUGCUGACGUUUACAGAUUUGCAGAGCCUGACUCUGAAGAGAAUAUUAUAUUUGAAGAAAAUAUGCAGCCCAAGGCUGGAAUUCCAAUUAUCAAAGCAGGAACUGUUAUUAAACUUAUAGAGAGGCUUACAUACCAUAUGUAUGCAGAUCCCAAUUUUGUUCGGACAUUUCUUACAACAUACAGAUCCUUUUGCAAACCUCAAGAACUACUGAGUCUUAUAAUAGAAAGGUUUGAAAUUCCAGAGCCUGAGCCAACAGAAGCUGAUCGCAUAGCUUUAGAGAAUGGAGACCAACCACUGAGUGCAGAAUUAAAAAGAUUUAGAAAAGAAUAUAUACAGCCUGUACAACUGCGAGUAUUGAACGUAUGUCGGCACUGGGUAGAGCACCAUUUCUAUGAUUUUGAAAGAGAUGCAGAUCUUUUACAACGAAUGGAGGAAUUUAUUGGAACAGUAAGAGGUAAAGCAAUGAAAAAAUGGGUUGAAUCCAUCACUAAGAUAAUCCAAAGGAAAAAAAUUGCGAGAGACAAUGGACCAGGUCAUAACAUUACAUUUCAGAGUUCGCCUCCUACAGUCGAGUGGCACAUAAGCAGACCUGGGCACAUAGAGACUUUUGACCUGCUCACCUUACACCCAAUAGAAAUUGCUCGACAGCUUACUUUACUUGAAUCAGAUUUAUAUCGAGCUGUACAGCCAUCAGAAUUAGUUGGGAGUGUGUGGACAAAAGAAGACAAAGAAAUUAAUUCUCCCAAUCUUCUGAAAAUGAUCCGACACACCACUAAUCUCACUCUGUGGUUUGAAAAAUGUAUCGUAGAAACUGAAAAUUUAGAAGAAAGAGUAGCUGUAGUAAGUCGAAUAAUUGAAAUUCUACAAGUCUUUCAAGAGCUAAACAACUUUAACGGUGUCCUUGAGGUUGUCAGUGCUAUGAACUCAUCACCUGUUUACAGACUAGACCACACAUUUGAGCAAAUACCAAGCCGCCAAAAGAAAAUUUUAGAAGAAGCUCACGAAUUGAGUGAAGAUCACUAUAAGAAAUAUUUGGCAAAACUCAGGUCAAUUAACCCACCAUGUGUGCCUUUCUUUGGAAUUUAUCUCACUAAUAUCUUGAAAACAGAAGAAGGCAACCCUGAGGUCCUAAAAAGACAUGGAAAAGAGCUUAUAAACUUUAGCAAAAGGAGGAAAGUAGCAGAAAUAACUGGAGAGAUUCAGCAGUACCAAAAUCAGCCUUAUUGUUUACGAGUAGAAUUAGACAUCAAACGGUUUUUUGAAAACUUGAAUCCAAUGGGAAGUAGCAUGGAAAAAGAAUUUACAGAUUAUCUUUUCAACAAAUCCCUAGAAAUAGAACCACGAAACCCCAAGCCUCUCCCAAGAUUUCCAAAAAAAUAUAGCUAUCCCCUAAAAUCUCCUGGUGUUCGUCCAUCAAACCCAAGACCAGGUACCAUGAGGCAUCCCACACCUCUGCAGCAGGAGCCAAGGAAAAUUAGUUAUAGUAGGAUCCCUGAAAGUGAAACAGAAAGUACAGCAUCUGCACCAAAUUCUCCAAGAACACCGUUAACACCUCCUCCUGCUUCUGGUGCUUCCAGUACCACAGAUGUUUGCAGCGUGUUUGAUUCUGAUCAUUCGAGCCCUUUUCAUUCAAGCAACGAUACCGUCUUUAUCCAGGUUACACUGCCCCAUGGCCCAAGAUCUGCUUCAGUGUCAUCCAUUAGUUUAACCAAGGGCCCUGAUGAUGUGCCCAUCCCCCCUCCUGUCCCUCCUCGAAGACGGCCAGAGUCUGCCCCAGCAGAGUCUUCGCCAUCUAAGAUCAUGUCUAAGCAUUUGGACAGCCCCCCAGCCAUCCCUCCUAGGCACCCCACGUCAAAAGCCUAUUCACCACGCUAUUCAAUAUCAGACCGGACCUCUGUAUCAGACCCACCUGAAAGCCCUCCCUUAUUACCACCACGAGAACCUGUAAGGACACCUGAUGUUUUCUCAAGCUCACCACUACAUCUCCAACCUCCCCCUUUGGGCAAAAAAAGUGACCAUGGCAAUGCCUUCUUCCCAAACAGCCCUUCCCCCUUUACACCACCUCCUCCUCAAACACCUUCUCCUCAUGGCACAAGAAGGCAUCUGCCAUCACCACCAUUGACACAAGAAGUGGACCUUCAUUCCAUUGCUGGGCCACCUGUUCCUCCACGUCAAAGCACUUCUCAACAUAUCCCUAAACUCCCUCCAAAAACUUACAAACGGGAGCACACACACCCCUCCAUGCACAGAGACGGACCACCACUGUUGGAGAAUGCCCAUUCUUCCUGAGUUUCUCUGUAUUGGGAUGUUUAUUUUCCUAGCCCCAAAUCCAUUGCUGGCAAUGGAUGCACUGAACGUGCCAGCACUGAGGAGUUACAGUGAGAACUCCAAACACUAACGACUCUACUUCAAGAUGCAGUAUAGGACAAUGAAUUUUAACCUAGACAUUAUAAAUUGACAAUGGUAUCCCAGUUUAGAACAUGGAAGGACUGAUCUAGAGGAAUGGACAACUGGUUGCACCUGAAAAUCAAGUAAAGGGACUUUUUCCAGCCAACAGGCAGGAGUUCUCUUUUUGUGAAGUGAUCUUUAUCAUUAAAGGGAUGGAAAACACAGUCUAGUGUCCAGCAGGCCCACAUAAUGACAGUUUUUGUAAUUCAAAAUAUUAUGCACUUUUAAAAAAAAUCUUAAACAGGGAUCUUAAUGUCCUCCUUUGUUUUCCUUUGCUUUACUCUUCUACUUUAGAAUAUUUUCUUAAAAAUCACUCAAAGGACUGUGAGGAAAGGCUGUGGUACCUGGCCUUGUUGAAAUCAAGGCCCAGCACUGUACCACAGUCCUGUUUACAGAUCAUUACAGUGAACUGAGUGGGCACCGAGGCUUCACCAAAGAGGUACUUUGUUGUUGUUAUUGUUGUUGUUUAUUUUUAAGAAUAAUUAUGCCAAUUUUAAGAGCAUUCCUCUACCUGCCCCCACACACCCAAUCAAAAUUUGGUGGUAUUGCCUUCAAACAAGAGAAGUUUUGUGUCAUUAAGAUGACAGAAGAACUUUUUAAAAAAUGUAACUGUCAAGUAUACUAUUUACAUUUAGGAAACUGUUAAUCUAUGCUAGAUUGUCAUUUUCGCCCCUUCUCCCACAGAGGUUUACUGGUAGUCCAUGUCAUAGCUUGUAGCUGUCCCUCUAACCCAUACUAUGAAAAUGCAGGCACCCAGUGUGAAAAGGAGCACUUGUGGGUAUCACUGACACCAUUCAUGUUUUACUAAUAGUUGAGUGAUCAGCGUAUCUAGAAUUACCUUGCAUUGCCUAAAAUCACGUGUAUAUAGUGAAUGUUAUAUAAAUAUACCUGGCAGGUCUGUUUAAUUUAAUCAAAUAAAGAUAACAAAUACUUUGUUUGGCUGGCAUAUAUUAAAUUAUUAUAUGGAGAAACUGGUUGAUUCUUAUUUCUUUCAGUUGAAAAACACAAAAACACUAAGCAUAAAAAAAAACACAUUGUGGUACGCCUUGGUUUCUAGUUCUGGGUGUAUGUAUUAAUCUUAAAGAGUGAUAUAAAGUCACAGUUUCGCAUGUAGGAAAACAUUUGGUUAGAAUAGGAUGGGUAUCGUAAGCAAAAUUUUGUAAGUUUUUUAAGUUCCUAAGCAACGUGUAUACAAUUUGUUAAGAUUUAUACUGAACAUUCUACCUUGCUUGAGGUCUUCUGCUCUAUCAGAACUAUUCAUAAUAUAGCAUCUGCCCCUAUCAUUACUAUCAUAAAAUGGAUUAUUUAUUAAGCCUGUGCACCACUCUUCUGAGUCUAACAAAUACUGUGACUGAAAUGCAUGCACCUUGUUGAAGAGAAGAAGUUGUAUUAAUCUCCACUGUACUAUCUGUGAAAUAUGCAGUAUUCCAUCUUUAGAGUCAUUAGUUCAUUAGUGUCUGCAUGUGUCCUCUGAAUAAUGAAGUAAGAGUUCAGCGAUUCUGUUACCCACACCAUUAAAGACAUUUUUAGAAGUGCUGCAACAUGGUGGAAACCUAGUACUUUAAUAAUUUCUUGUGAUAUUUAUUAGAGCAUUAAGUGUAUACCACGAUAGUACAGUAUAUAUAGUCCUUUAAGACCAGAAAGUAUGUUAACUGCACCAUCAUUAAGCAGUCCAUCCUAUCCUUUCUUAUUUGUUAAGAGUUGAAUCUUUUUUGUUUAAUAUAAAAUAUGUACCGUUCCUAUUGUGGUAGCCAUCUUUCUCUUUAUAACAUUUCUCUUCUUUUAAAAAGUAUUUUAAAAAAUUAAUUUCAAAUCCCCUCUUGGAUGCAAAGUGUCCAUAAGACCAUUCAUUCAUUCAACAAAUAUUUAUAUAAUCCUACUUACUAGUGCUGCUACAACUAGUCAUGAUAUACAUUCCAGAAUCUCCCAUGACUUUUAUUGGGCCAGCUUCAUUGUCCCUAGGAUUUCCCUUUUUAUGGUUUAUUGAUUACUUCUCUUUUUAAUUACCAACCCCUAGUCCAAAUGGGGACUUUGAGAAAAGUCACCCUGGAGCCCAGUCAGUAUCUCUCUGACUAGUGUGUUUAGUCUUCAAUAAAGUGAUAACCCCUAUUCAACCUGCCCAAUCCUAUAACGAGGAAAAACUCAGAUUUGGAGUACUAAUUGUAUUUCUCCAAAAGGGAACUGUUCUUCUAUCCUGUGGUUCUAGAAGACCACUUCACUGUGCAACAGUUUUAUAUGCAUUGUGGAUAGAGGAUAUUUGUAUUCUGAAGUGUGAAAUUUGGUUAAAAACAUUUUCUGCAGUGGUAUGGUAACUAAUUACAAAAAUUCCAAUUGGAUGCCCUCAGGUGGAGGUAAGAAAACUCCUUGCCUUUUCAAUCUAUAACAUUAGUUGACAAAUUUAUACUUUGUAGUAACUAAAAUAUAUUUAGGGACAAGAAGUGGCAGAGAAAAUAAAUACAUCAUUACAACAUUCUGCUUUUGAACUCAGGAUGUUGCAAGGGAGUCAAUGCACCACAAUUUUUAUUAACCAUGUUCCAAAAUGUGGAACGUUUUCUGUUAGAAAUGGAAAUGUUCCUAGAUGUCUCGUUACCUUUGGAUCACAAAUGAAAAUAUUUCAAGGCUGAAUGUAUUUAGUGGGCUGAUAAUCAAUAUAAAUAGAAAGGAGAGCUUUUCAUAUCUAAGGACUUUUAAAAACAAACAGAUAAGAAAUAAAUUUCUAAAUGUAUUAAAAGAUUGUGGCUAUUUACUCUUCCCAGUCCUCCAAAUGUAUUUUAAGACUGCAGAUUAUCAGAAACUACACAAACAUCAAAAGUUUGCUUAAUUAAAAGUUUUGGGGCAUCAUAUUAUGUUUAGUAGAUCACUACUCUCUUAACAACUCAAGGAUGCUUUAAUGGAUCUAUGUCUAGCAAAGAGCAUGCCACAGCAGGACAAUCAACGGAACAGUUUAAUUAACAAGUACUUAUGUUAAUUGAUGGCUAUUUAAUGGUUCUAAAUUCUUCAUUAAUUUUUUUUCAUAAAUCAAAAAUACCUUAUAUAAACAAAAAAUUAGUUGGCAUUUAUUAUCAUGAUCUUAAUUCUCAAGUUCAUCUUACUUUAAACUUGUAUUUCACUGUUUGCCUUUUAAUAUGACAAUUCAAAAUUUUAAGUGGCUCAGCAAAAUAAAUGGGGGAGGGGUGUUGUACAUAUUGAGGAAAACUUUUGUUCUCCUUCAGAUUUAGGAAGAAACAAAAUUUAACCAUUUAUUUCUUGGUAUUCUGCUGCUGUGGAUAGGUUUACUACUCUUUUAACCUAUACUGUGUGACUGUUUGUACAACUGGGGUCCUGUUUUAUUGCACAUUAAUUAAUCUUUACCAGUAAAUAAACAUCACAAGGUUAAUAUUGGUUUGGCUAAAAGAGAGAAUUUAAUGCAGUAAAAUUUAUAAGGGAAUAUGAUGAUUUCAUUCAAUGUAUUUCUCUUUCAGAUGUCUUACUAACUUAUAAAAUCAUUUCAUAACCCCUUAUAAGUGAGCCAAUAAAAUACUUUGAGCUCUACUUCAGAAGCAUGAAGUCAAUAUAAUUCUAAACAGCAAAAGCACUUGUAACUUGUUUUGUAAAUUUCAUGCCUUAUUUUUCAUUUUUGACACCGUAAAGUGCAUUUUCUGUCGACUGUGAGCAAAUUUCCCUGUUGCCUUUAAUGAAAAUAGUGCAUUAAGUAGCCAACUGCUGCAGAAUUAUAAAGCAAGUUAGCUAAAGGUGGGUCACAUUGGACUACCACUCACACAAGAUACAUAAUAGAUGGAAGGUACAUGUGGUGUGGCUUCGGGAGAGCGCACCUGUGCCAGAUGCAUGCCACUUUCAGUAGCUGCCAAAUGUGCCUUUAAUUAAGAACAUCUCUAAUUUUUUCCUUCAGAUCAAGUCAGCAUUUGGGGGCGGGAUUAGGGCAGGGGACUUUGGGGUGCAAAUAUCUGGUGGAACCACCAGAGAAUUUGUUUGUCAAAGUGACAUGUAUAAUUUUAGUUGAGAUGUGUUUGUGUAUAUAUGUGUAUUUGCCUUUGUUUAGUAGCACGGUUAUUUGCUAAAAUAAUUGUCAAAAAAUUGAUCUGUCAGUCUUACUUUGAUGUAAGAAUAAAGUGUGGUCUAUACAUCUCUUAUGGCCUUUGUACCUAACCAUGUUCGUAGGUAAUCUUUGUACUCUGUGUGCAGCAGUAUUUGGUUUGCAUUUAAAGUGAAAAUAAUGGCUGUUAUUUUUCUGGCAUUACUAAGAUAAACCGAAAAAAUAAUAAAGAAAAAUGCCUUACAUAGCC